GUUACUCUGGCGUGGCCACCUCAGGGCAGGCCAGGUCUGCUUCUCCCAGCAGUGUCUGCUGGGAGUGGCCUCCGUGGACCUCAGAGAGGGCAGCCCCGGCCUGCUGCCCUGCACCAUGACGGGGAAGCUCCCCCUUGGGGUGAUCUCCCCGUACGUGAAGAUGAGUUCGGGGGGCUGCACGGACCCCCUGAAUUUCUACGCCACCAGCUACUGCACAGCCUAUGGCCGAGAGGAGUUCAGGCCCCGUGUGGGCAGCCACGUGGGCACCGGCUAUAAGUCCAACCUACGGCCCUUAGUCUCAUACCGGCCCAGCCUGGAUGCCCUGGACAACCCAGCCAUGGGUGAACAAGUGCGGGAUACCUUCCAGUCAGUGACCAGCAAGAGCUACGGCCCCUUGGAGGGGCCCGACAGCCGCAGUGCCCUGCCCUGGAACGUGUACCAGACAGGCUCUGGCUACAGCCAGGAGAAGCCAGGCGUGGGGCCCUUCACCAAGGAGGUCAAAAAGGUGCACUUUGAUACCCAGGAGCAUGGGCCGCAGGCCAUCGUGGGGCUGGAGCCCAAGGCCGUGCCCCUGCUCCUCCAGCCACAGAACAAGGGCUCUCCGGAGCGGGAAAACGCACGUUAUGGCCCGCGCUUCAUGACAUCAGAGUACAACUCCAAGUAUCUUGGGGAGCCGUUGGCCCGGCAGGAUCUGCUGCAGAAGAGGUCUAUUGGCGCCAAGGAGAGGACGGGCUUCACCGAGGGCUCAGCCACGGGCCCCCUGGACUUCCAGCCGCCCUGCCAGGCCCUGCCAGGGGACCCCGUCCUCCUCCCAGGCUGCAGUGUCACCAAGGCGGACUUCCUCCCUGUGACUAACCCACAGGGAAGUGAGUUCCUGCCGGUGCUGGCCCAAGGCUCCGAGCGGGAGACUGGCUACAGCCGAGUGAAUGAGAGGGCACUAAACCCCAGGGUGUCCUCUCUGGGCCCUCUGCACAGCAGCACAACCCACAGGCACUUCAAGCCGCCCUGGCCAAUGCAGCAGACCAACGUGGCCCUGCUGGGCCGCCAGGAUGUAGGGACCAAGGAGCCCACAGGCUUCAGCCUUAACAACCCCAGCUAUGUCUGCAGCCCCCGUGACGCCGACAGGGACAGUCGGUACCUGACUACCUACAGCCAGGGGUUCUUCGAGAAUAUCCCCAAGGGGCUGGACCGGGAAGGCUGGACCCGAGGCGGCGUCCAGCCCUUGAAGCCCAGCGGCUACGUCCUCAACCAGGGCCCCACCCACUUUGAGCCCAGCCACAGCGCCCCAGAGAGCCCGUGGUGCCCGCACCCCCACAGGGCAAGGUAGUGCAGGUCGCUCCUCUCGGCACCUGCUCCCCUUGGUCCACUCCGUCCUAACCCCGACCCCCACCAGCUCCUUCCAGGCUCCAUCCUGGAACUGCCGCUAGCCGGUGUCUAGCCGAGGCUGGGCCCAGGACACCAGCCCCUCAGGACCGAGCGGCCCGGCUAUGGCGGCCAGGGAAUAAAGAGCAUGGGCAGAGUGCAGCGCAUGUCCCCAGACGCUUGCAGGGUCAAGGGCGGUUUUGGGGCAUCCUGUGGGGUCAGGGGCAUGGGCUGGGCCAGAUGUGGAGUCCAGGGCCUGCAGGAAGCUUGAGCCAUGGUGUCUCUGGGGACAGUCCCCUCGUUCUCAGGCUGUUGUGCUGGCCAGGCAGCAGGGGGAUGGCAGGACCCAGGGAGGCAGAGGAAAGAGGGUCUCCCACCCUUCCGCCUGGCCUCGCUCCCUGGCUCAGUGUGCUGUGGCGUUGCGCAGGACUGCCAGGCCCUUCUGGGUCCUGCUGGGGGAUGAGGACAGCAGGGCUGACCCUGCCCCACAGAGGCUGUGAGGCUGGACAGCCAGACCCUGGCAGGGGCGGGGAGGCAGGGCAGAGGCUGGGCGGCCCCUCUGGGAGAAUGGGAACACGGUGCCCCAGGGUGUCCACUUGGACAGGCGCUAAGGACUCAACGUCUGCCUGCCUCCUUCAUGGGCUGCAGCCUGUCCCUGCACUUCCAGGGCACACUUGACACCUUUGCCACUGUGCCAGUUGCAUUUGUGCAGUGCCCAGUGGAACAACCAUCCCUUGUACACAUGAGGAACCUGGCUCCAUAGGGUGGUGAGGGGUAGCAGGUGCCCUUGGCCCAGCCUGGUAUGUGGGGGACAGGCUGCAGGUCCAGCCGCUGUGCCACCCCUGUGUGCACCAGCCCAGCAUGGUGGAACAGCUCUGCCAGCCUUGGAGUCUGGGCCCAGGCCUGAGGAUGUCCCAGCAGCUGGCUCCUUGCAGGCCGUGGGCAGCACCAGCUGGCACAGGUGAUGGAGGAGGGGGUUGAGGACGAAACCUGCUCAGAGGCCUGGCCUGGGUGGGGGCAAGAGAGUCGCAGAGUUCCAGGCCCAGCUGCUCAUGGACAGAGAGGCACAGGCAGAGGUGCGUGACUGACCCAGAGCCCCGAGCACUCAAAACACCUGGAUGCCCAUGGACAGCACACAGAGACCGGGGACACAGCUGCAUGGCUCAAUGUGGGGUCGGGACACAGAGGGUCGUGUGCACAUCUGUGACACCUGCAUUUAUGACACCUGCAUUUAUCUCACACCUGCUGUGAGCCCCUGGGUCACAUGUACAUCUGUGACACCUGCAUUUAUGGGCACAUGCACACACACUGACAGGCGAGGACACGGACAAGGAAACCCAAUGUACAUACAGACAUAUGGACACACAUACACACGCAUGACCAUGCAUACACAUGCACAUGUGUACACCCCACCCCGGCCCGGACCCUGCCGCUGCCUCCCCAUCUGGCCCCGAGCGGCUUGGAUUUCAGGCCUGAUCGCACCCUCUCUCAUUAUGGCCCCCCUGCAGUUUCCAUCACCAUGGCUCCUGUGCCCCAGCACGCAGGCUUCCCAUCCCUGCCCACGGGGCUGCAUGUCAGGGGUGGCCCGGGGUGUGGGGAGGCGGGAAGGGCCCAGGAGGGACUGGGGACAGCGUGGAAUGCAGCCAGCAAGGACAUGGCGGGGCUGCUGGUGACGUCCAAAGGACUCGCUUGGAGACCCCUGCACCCUGCAGGAUUCCAGGGGGUGGGGAGGGGUGGGGUCCGGGGUGCCGGGCGCUGGGGGUGGCAAGGUCAGGGCAGGGGCGGGGGCAGGGACAUGCCAAUUCCACGGUGCUGAGCACAGGGCCCGCCCCACGCACACUUUCAGAGCACAUGGCGACGCAUGAUGAGUGGGGAAGGGCGCCUGAGUGACGCCGCCCAAGGGCCCCACAGCUCCUGCUCCUGGGUGCUGGUGGCCAGCUGGGCCCUCCAGGCUGUGCCCAUGCCCUCGGCACAGGUCGCCUUUGCCCUGCUUCCCCGUGGCGGCCUCCGAAAGGCAGCCUGGAGGCCGCUGCCCAAGGCCCAGGCAGAGUCUGCGGUGGCCUCUGUGUGCCCAGGCCUCCACACUGCCUGUGGCUCCCGGGGGAGGGGCUGGCUGUGCGCAGGGCAGAGCGCAAGUGUCCCAGGUGGCCGCGCAGCCUUGGCGAUGAGUCCCUUGGGGCAGGGAAGGUGCUGGCCGUGUGGCUUCAUCUGUGGUGGCCCCGUCUCCUUGUCCCCCAGACUUGAGCCCUUGCCGGGAAGCAUCAAGCUCCUGGCUUGGCAGCUGCCCAGCUAGACACGUGGCUCCCCUGGGCACGGGAGGCAGUGUUCACCAUGUCUGUCCUUGGAAUGGCUGCGGGUGGCGAGAGGGCUGCGUGUGAGGAUGGCAGGCCCAGUGCAGACAGACGGGAACAUGACAGAGUCGCUCCUCUGGGUCCGCUGGCCAUCUGGAAAGGCACGGGCACUGUGCCCUGCACGAGCAAACAGCCAGGACGGAGUUGGACCCGGCACCCCCACAGCCAGGCCUGACUCUGCUGGGGUUGCAGGGACCCCCAUUGCCUGCAGAGGUGGCGGGAGAGGCAGCCCCUCCCGGGGCGCUGGGCCUCCCCACCUUCUCGCUCACGGAGGGCCUGGAACUGCAUUCGCAGGAGGGUAACAGGGGCCUUGUGUGCUGUUGCCUAAGGAGGCGUUGUGGGCCCGGGAGCGUGAGUGUGAGCCAGUGUGAGUGUGUGUUCGGGAGCCCCAGGGAAGACCUAGACGGGGUGUGGCUGGGCAGGCUGUGAGCCCCUGGCCAAAAUGGGGUGUCGCCCGUGUGAAAGACAGUCUUGCCCGAUGCUGCCGCACAUGCCCAGCAGUGCUGGUGCUGAGAGGGAGGACACAGGCGCACCUGCCCAAGAGGCGCCCAUGGGGGCUUCACAGCUUGGGUGGGGCCGAGUGCACAGUGACUCCCUGAGUAUUGCAGUCUGGGUGCCAGAGCACCUUGCAGGUGACAGGAACUGGCUUUGGCUGACUCCAGGAGAGGAGAUGUUUAUGGGAAGGACCUGGGCCGUGAUGCUGCACCCCGCUUCUCCCCCCUUGCCCGCACGGCACCACUCACUUCUAGUUUGGAAUCCAGUGUGGAGCAUCGGUGACUCCAGGCUGCAGGCUGCAGCCAGCCGGCGGGGAAGCUGGGAGAGUGAGUGCUGGCCUUUCCAGCCCCACAGCAGGGGCGGGGCCGCUUUGUAAGCAGGUGGCUCUCCUGUAGCCUGGUCAUGCGGGCAUGUCCCUGAGAAGGGGAGGGACAUCUGUGCACUCUUCUGUGGGCUCUGUGGAGGACACACCGGGCAAGGGCCUGGCUUGGAGGCUUCUGGAAGCCAUGGGGAAGAUGCCCUUCCUAAGGAGGCAGGUGUGGGUACCACAGGACACACUCAGGCCCCAGGAACUUCCUUAGUGCCCCACUAAGGCCUCCUGUGCUCACAGGCGAGGCUUUUGAAAAGGACUGGACCACCAUGGGGUCUUGCAGCUGACUUGCUGUUAGAGGUGGACCCUGGCUGGAAGAGCCAGGCUGCUGGGAGUGUGACCUGGAGCCCCCCAGGCCCCCCCCUCCCACCCUGCUUCCUGGCCACUGUGCUUAGAGCAGCUCCCCUCCACCUGUACCUUCCAUCAGCGUACUCGUGCUUCAGCCUGCGGAACACAGACGGAAACCUCUGGAACAUCCGAGGUCACCAUGAUUUGAGCAGCCUUCCUCUGCCUGACCCUCCCACCAUGCUGCCCUGACUUGGAGUCAGCCAUUGUGGACUGAACCCCUGCAGACCAUGGGCCAAAAUAAACCCUCUAAGUUGCA
Messenger RNA from Chinchilla lanigera (long-tailed chinchilla), 5182 nucleotides. RefSeq names its product protein phosphatase 1, regulatory subunit 32 (gene Saxo4). Gene Ontology annotation, molecular function: phosphatase binding. Lineage: Eukaryota; Metazoa; Chordata; Mammalia; Rodentia; Chinchillidae. The transcript is spliced from 15 exons. Bases 116 to 1327 code for a protein of 403 amino acids. The record is from RefSeq and is a predicted model, not a curated record.